Molecule: messenger RNA, 2274 nt
Organism: Pseudophryne corroboree (corroboree frog)
Lineage: Eukaryota; Metazoa; Chordata; Amphibia; Anura; Myobatrachidae
Gene: LBHD2
Product: LBH domain containing 2
Exons: 4
Coding region: 572-910 (112 amino acids)
Source: RefSeq, a predicted model, not a curated record
GACCAGCUUUGUGCCUGCAGUGAGAUAAGCUCUGUGCAUGCAGUGAGAUAAGCUCUGUGCAUGCAGUGAGACCAGCUUUGUGCCUGCAGUGGGACCAGCUCUGUGCAUUCAGCUCUGUGCCUGCAGUGAGACCAGCUCUGUGCAUGCAGUGAGACCAGCUUUGUGCCUGCAGUGGGACCAGCUCUGUGCAUUCAGCUCUGUGCCUGCAGUGAGACCAGCUCUGUGCAUGCAGUGGGACCAGCUCUGUGCCUGCAGUGAGUCCAGCUCUGUGCCUGCAGUGAGACCAGCUCUGUGCCUGCAGUGAGACCAGCUCUGUGCAUGCAGUGGGACCAGCUCUGUGCCUGCAGUGAGUCCAGCUCUGUGCCUGCAGUGAGACCAGCUCUGUGCCUGCAGUGAGACCAGCUCUGUGCCUGCAGUGAGACCAGCUCUGUGCCUGCAGUGAGACCAGCUCUGUGCCUGCAGUGAGACCAGCUUUGUGCCUGCAGUGAGUCCAGCUCUGUGCCUGCAGUGGGACCAGCUUUGUGCCUGCAGUGAGACCAGCUUUGUGCCUGCAGUGAGUCCAGCUCUGUGCAUGCAAAUGACAGAAGUGAUGAACACUUGUGAACCAGCGAUGGAAGAAUUCACGCUAAGUGCCACGUCGGGGGCAGAGGGACAUGCUGUUCAGAUCUUCCCAGACUCCCAUGACAAGCACCCUAAGCUGACCAAGCGGUUACCGUCAAUAGUGGUGGAGCCCACUGAAUCUGGAGACGUGGAGAGCGGAGAGCUGCGUUGGCCUCCAGAGGACAUCUCGCCUACAGAUGACAAAGCAAAGUCCUGCAAAGGGUUUUCAGACGUAGAAGGUGCCGCGCGUUCUACCCAUGAAGAGGAACAUCACGCCGGAUGCAGGGCGGGCGGAAAUUCUGCUAAUUAAAAGCUUUAAAUAUUGUCUGUUUUUUUUUUUUUAACGUUCUCUUCCACAUGAGAAAAUGCUUUUUCCGGGCAUGAAUAGAACAGAGAGUCAGCCAUUAAGUAUCAGUGGAGUAGUUAGCGCUUGUAAGCAACCGUUGGGACUACACUGAACUGUUCCGGCAGCCUUCCUGGAAUCGGGCACAGUGCAUUCUGCGUACAGUAGUUCCUCCUAAUUUAGGAUUGAAGUUUUUAGCUAGCCAGCGUGUGAACAGGAGAUUUUAGCUCUUACUGUCUCAGCCAAGCACUGCAAUAACUAAUAACGCGGAAUCGUGCAAGGCUUCACGCAGUGUAUAAAUCCCUCUCGGAAUUGCACAUGCCAUGAUUUCCCUGCUGCCUACAUUUAAAAAAUCAUUUGAAAUCCUAUACAUGUUGUCAUAAUAUCAUCUUCUAGGGAUCGGGAAACAAAAUUCUAUCCUAUUUGUAAAUAGCUUUUCAUUUUAAGAAUCUAUAGAAAAAAAUGUAUCCUUCUCACUUAAGAUGUGAUUUCAUCAUAUAUUAAAGGUGGUAGCAAAAAAACAUUUAAAAGCGCUUACAUGAUUUAUUAAACCCAUCCCACAAAUCUGCUGUGCAAACGCUCAGAUUACAGAAAGAUGGAACCAAGAGUUUAAUGUAUCAUAGGUGUCUUUCCAUAGUCAUCGGAGUUCCUCUCAGAGCCAGAUGAUCUAUCAGGCAACAUAGGCUCCUGCCUAGGGGCUAGCAAACACUGAGAGGCAUACAGUACAUAACCCUAAUCCGUUUUAUGUUUCUAGAUGCAGAGGGCAGGAAAAAUGGAUUCCAAACUGGUACCUGGCCUUGGCCCCCCUGGGUUCUUAACCACGGUCUAAGGUUCUAAACCUGUUCUGUACCUACUGUAUUUAAUCUAUAUUGCUGAAUUCUGUGUCAUUAUGGAAGAUUGUGCACACAGUGGUAUGGAUAUUUGAAGAGUUAUGAAAGAGGGACGGAGUGAAUAUUGGGAGAUGGGGAGGGACGUGGUACCCCCAUGCUACGUGAAAUAAAUAUUUCACCUCUAGGUCCAGAUUUAUCAAGUCUUGGAGAGUGAUAAAUUGCAAAGUGAUAAAGUACCAACCAAUCAGCUCCUGUAAUUUUUCAAACACAGCCUGUAGCGUGACAGUUAGGAGCUGAUUGGCUGGAACUUUACCAUUGUGCAUUUUUCAAGUCUUGAUAAAUCUGGGUCCUAGUCUCUGGAAUAAACUCAUGCAAAGUCUAAAAACAAUUAGAACACAAAUAACGUCUCUCAAAAAUCAGUUUGACAAAAGCCUUUUCCAUUUCUGCUGUAUUUUUUCCAUCUAGUUAUCAAUAAAAUUAGCACUGUGAUGUAUUACCAAA